Messenger RNA from Prunus armeniaca (apricot), 252 nucleotides. The record is from the annotation of a GenBank genome assembly. Lineage: Eukaryota; Viridiplantae; Streptophyta; Magnoliopsida; Rosales; Rosaceae.
AUGAUCGAAGGCCGUUUUUACACUGUAUCCCAAUACACCUUUUGGUGUACUCACCAUGAUUUGAACGUAUCUGAACUUUGUGCAGACAAAGAUCAGCUCACAACUUCUGACACACCAAGCUUGCUACCUCUGUCUUACCUUGAACCACUCUACCCAUCACAUGAUCUUCGUGUUACAGACUGGCGAUCUACACACGCCGCACCCACCGACGCACAUUACUAUUCACGUGAUAUUAGAGAGAGAGAGAGAUAA